This is a messenger RNA of Cynoglossus semilaevis (tongue sole), 2635 nucleotides long. It is a transcript of the gene mmp9, whose product is annotated as matrix metallopeptidase 9. The record is from RefSeq and is a predicted model, not a curated record. NCBI's taxonomy places the organism in Eukaryota, Metazoa, Chordata, Actinopteri, Pleuronectiformes, Cynoglossidae. The transcript has 13 exons. Gene Ontology annotation, molecular function: zinc ion binding; metalloendopeptidase activity. Gene Ontology annotation, biological process: collagen catabolic process; extracellular matrix organization; proteolysis. Gene Ontology annotation, cellular component: extracellular matrix. Bases 42 to 2084 code for a protein of 680 amino acids.
CUGUUUUUUUGUCAACUGUGUUUUUUCCAGCAGUUCUCAUCAUGAGGUGCUGUGCUAUAGUCGUUUGUUUAGCUCUGGGGAUAGGCAUGCAGCCGGCAUGGAGCCAUCCUCUCAAGUCCGUUUUCGUCACCUUCCCAGGAGACGUCACGAAGGACAUGAGUGAAACAGAGCUGGCAGAUAGUUAUUUGAAGAAGUUCGGUUACAUAGAAACUGUGCACCGCAGUGGAUUUCAGUCCUUGUUGUCCAAAACCAAUGCUCUGAAAAGGAUGCAGAGACAGAUGGGACUGGAGGAGACCGGAGAGCUGGACAAAGCCACAGUGGACACCAUGAAACAGCCUCGCUGUGGGGUUCCGGAUGUGGCAAACUACCAGACGUUUGAAGGAGACAUCAAAUGGGACCACAAAAACAUCACUUAUAGGACUUUAAAUUAUUCUCCAGACAUGGAGAGCUCUUUGAUUGACGAUGCCUUUGCCAGAGCCUUCAAAGUGUGGAGUGAUGUGACCCCUCUGACCUUUACUCGCCUUUUUGAGGGGACAGCUGACAUUAUGAUAUCAUUUGGAAAAAGGGACCAUGGAGACCCAUACCCAUUUGAUGGUAUGGAUAAUCUGCUGGCCCAUGCUUAUCCCCCUGGUGAGGGUGUGCAGGGAGACGCUCACUUUGAUGAUGAUGAGUACUGGACCCUGGGUAAUGGAGUAGUCGUGAAGACUCUCUAUGGAAAUGCAAACGGUGCCUUGUGCCACUUCCCUUUCGUUUUUGAGGGCAAAUCUUACACCACCUGCACCACUGAUGGACGUACUGACAACCUGCCGUGGUGUGCCACCACCGCCGAUUACAGCAAGGACCAAACAUAUGGCUUUUGCCCAAGUGAAUACCUGUACACAUUUGGAGGAAAUGCAAACGGAGCUAAGUGUGUCUUCCCCUUUGUUUUCAUGGGAAAGAAUUAUGACAGUUGUACCACAGAGGGCCGCAGUGAUGGUUACCGCUGGUGUGCCACCACAGAAAACUUUGACAAUGACAAGGCAUAUGGAUUCUGUCCCAGUCGCGAGUCCGCUGUGAUUGGUGGCAACUCUGAGGGAGAGCCCUGCCACUUCCCCUUUGAGUUCGAGGGAAACCAGUAUGACUCUUGCACCACUGUGGGCAGAAAAGAUGGCAAGUUAUGGUGUGCAACCACCGACAGCUACGAUGCAGACCAAAAAUGGGGUUUCUGCCCAGACAAGGGUUACAGUCUGUUCCUUGUGGCAGCUCAUGAGUUUGGACAUGCUCUUGGCCUGGAACACUCCAGCAUUAGAGAUGCUCUCAUGUUCCCUAUGUACACCUACGUGGAGGAGUUUUCCCUGCACAGAGAUGAUAUUGAGGGCAUUCAGUAUCUCUAUGGACCCAAAACAGGCCCAGAUCCCACUCCUCCUCAGCCCAACCCAUUCCCAGACCCUGAUAAAACUGAGCCUACGAAUGAACCUGAACCCACAACGACUACUACCACACGACCAGUUCCUCCAACCAAUGAGAUUUGCAAGUUUACGAAAUUUGAUACCAUCACUGUGAUUGAAGGAGAUUUACAUUUCUUUAAGGAUGGAUUUUACUGGAAGAUGUCCAGCAAGAAUGAACUCAGUGGACCUUUUGCUGUUUCUGAGAGGUGGCCAGCUCUGCCCACAGUCAUUGAUUCUGCUUUUGAGGACAAGAGCAAAAAACUGUACUUCUUCUCAGGGACCAGAUUCUGGGUGUAUAAUGGGGAAAGUGUUCUAGGGCCCCGUAAUAUUGAGAAACUGGGCCUUCCCAGUACUGUUGAGAAGGUAGAAGGAGCCAUGCAGAAAGGAAAGGACAAAGUUUUUCUCUUCAGUGGAGAGAACUUCUGGAGGCUUGAUGUCAAAGCCCAGCAAAUUGACAAAGGAUUCCCGAAAUACACUGAUAUGGUCUUCGGUGGCGUCCCCAGUGAUGCACAUGAUGUCUUCCAAUACAAAGGCAACACGUACUUCUGCCGGGACAGCUUCUACUGGCGUAUGAAUUCCCGCAAGCAGGUGGACCGUGUUGGCUAUGUCAAGUACGACCUCCUUAACUGCUCAGAUUCUCCCACCUAUUACUACUGAGAUCAACAGACAGAAAUUUGCUAAGAGCAGUAUUUGAGAAAGAAUGUGAUGUUGCAUAUGUUUGUUGCACCGAUUCCUUAAUGUACUUUGGGAUGUAAAUAAUUAGUUCUAUAGAAGUGGCCUUUAAAAGGUCAAAGACCAAAUACUGGAAAGGUCGUUAUGGUCUUUGACACUGAUUUGUAAUCAGUCUAAUAAUCUGUGAAUUAUUAUAUUAUGAUGGAAUAGUAGUCUAAAUUAUGAAGAACUUUAAAUAUAACUUUUCCCUUGUCCAAAUUUGUCUGGAUGAGAUCUGACUCUGAGUCUUUAUGUCUGACAGGAUCAGACUCUUGACAGUAUUAGAUUAUUUUGGUAAUAGCAACAUUUAAUAUUUUUGUUUUACAUAAAGCUUUUUUUGUUUUGUAUAAUUAUAUUUGUGUAUACUUCAAAGAGGGUUCAAAACCAAAUACUUGCACUGGAAGACGAUGCAUGUUUCCUUGUCUGAAAUUAUUUAUACAACUGAUGUGUUUUGGGAUUUGUAUAACUUGUCAUUGCAAUAAAAAAAAUUGAAUCAA